AUGGCGCCUCCACUUCUCCUCCUGGCCUCUGUGCUGACGAUAGCUUGGGCAUCUGCUGGAACACCCGCGCAAGCCUAUGUGGCAGCAUACCCGUCGGACACCAAUCCCGAUUUCCCCUUCUUCCAGUGCGCUGGGGCGCAGACCUCCUACGGCUUGGUUCCGGACAUCUCGGAUAUGGGCGGAGGCCAGUACUGCUUCACAUUGUCGGCCACGUCUUGCGACGACAGCUGUUGUAACUUGCCCUUGACGAACAUUGAGUUCAACGUGCAAGCUCGUUGCGUGAUUGAUGAUGCAUUUGUGUCGGCCACCAUCAACGGAGUUCCCACGGCAAUUAGUCCCGCAUUUGAUAUUCCUCAAGAUGGCCAACCUGGCAGCGCAGUUUUGCGAUUGGCCGGGCUAGGUCUGAACCUUGCCAGCAACGGCGCCCAAAUCUGCAUCACUCUGAAGCCUAACCUGGACGGACAGGGCUGCACUACUCUGAGGGAGCUCUGUGCCUUAUCCAGCGAAGGCACAGAAGAAGGGCCGUGCUUGGUUGCCAUGAUUGGUCCAACAUUGGAAUGCUGCUCGCUCACGACCAUUGGAAGGGACCAGACCCCACCGCCGCAGUCGGCCACCCCAAGCCAGCUUAUUACAGUACAACUUCCUCCCCCAUCUUAUCCCGCCUACCCCUCGAUCCCACCGCCCCCCACUCCCUCCACCCCGCUCUCUCCCUCUUCGUCUAUCUUUCAUCCCUCCCCUUCGCCACCGUCCCGUUCUCCAACUCCACUUCCAACGCCGUGCAGCACUUGCCUUGUGCUGCGGCUCGACAUGGAUCUCCCAGAUACAGUCUUUUACAUUGACGAUAAUGUCUGUUCUGCUGUGCAAGAGCAGAUUGCCUCCAACAUCACAGCCCAAAUUAGAUCAUUGGGGCUCCUCCCCAUGAUUGCCAACUUCACAGCUGAUCCUAUACGGUGCGAGGGUCAAGGAAUCAGCGUUUGUGGGACCUUCUUUUCAGCGUCCGACGCCAAGAAGCUUGAGCCCUGGGUAAGGCUCCAGGCCCCGUCUUGGCUCGGCAGUUUGGUUGGCGAUUGCAGCCCGAUUUUUGCUGGGCUCAGUUUCCGGAUCACGACGGAUUCAAAUAAAUGCCUAACCGUGAACGCCGGAUUGAGCUGCAGCGAGGACGAGGUGGCAUUUCCGUCUCACAAAUGCAGCAAAGAGAAGUACACGACGCCAUUCUACGCGAUGCCGUCGGCAACAAAUCAAGGGCCAGGCCGCCUGUCGAACACCAACCUGUACUGCUUUCGGACUGCUAUUAUUGCCUCGGAUGAUUACCUGGUAGAGGGCCCUUGCAGCUCGGGCACGACGCUCAACAAGGCUGAGAUUUGGGCCGACCAAAACCUCCGCCGCCAAGUCCGCGGAUUUCGACUGACCCCCAACGGCGGCUACCCCCUUUGGAAGUCCGCAUCGUGGGAGGCCAUGGGUGGAAACCGACUGAAAGUAACCAACAUCAACUGGGGUCUGUCGGAGGCUCACGGUGGUGAGAUUUGCAUUGAGCUCAAGAACAUCACCUCCCUGAGUUCGCUGUGUCUAGGAGACCACCCAGGAACCUGGUGCUCGUUCGUGCAGUCAUGA
Molecule: messenger RNA, 1611 nt
Organism: Volvox carteri f. nagariensis
Lineage: Eukaryota; Viridiplantae; Chlorophyta; Chlorophyceae; Chlamydomonadales; Volvocaceae
Gene: phV42
Product: extracellular matrix glycoprotein pherophorin-V42
Exons: 8
Coding region: 1-1611 (536 amino acids)
Source: RefSeq, a predicted model, not a curated record